Gigantopelta aegis is the source of this 4815-nucleotide messenger RNA. RefSeq lists its product as uncharacterized. The transcript has 7 exons. NCBI's taxonomy places the organism in Eukaryota, Metazoa, Mollusca, Gastropoda, Neomphalida, Peltospiridae. Bases 262 to 1767 code for a protein of 501 amino acids. The record is from RefSeq and is a predicted model, not a curated record.
CUGAUAAUGCAUGCGCUUUCCGCAGCCCUGCGCGAUCUCAAGACUCUCCGUGUGUUUUAGUCAGAACAUCGCGGUUUUGAGAAACACAUAACAUAACGCUUAAGCUUUCUCGCUGCUGUUAAGAUAUUCUGACAGGUGUGGUGGUGUGUUACCCUAUACACCCACCCACAGGUGUCAUGUGACAGAUGAAUGUCGAUUUCACUGCCACAUUUUGACUGGAUCUUACAGGACAUUCCUGGAUAACGGUUAACGUCACGGAUAAUGGGACACCUACCCCGACCCCCAGGAUAUCGGCGGGGGUCGAGUGUAUGUGUGGUCUUUGUGAAAUUCCUGAUCGUGUGUCUGUGGGUGGAGGGUGUGGUUGGGACCUCACACAUUGUGUUCACCCCCCUCGGUGCUGGGACCAGUGACGUCGCUCUGCUAAUAGUUCCAGAGAUUAAUUUAGAAAACACGGCAUAUGAAGAGCUUGGUUUCGCCAUGAAAUCUCAAUCACCAUUCCCGUUGUGGAUAGCUGUAAUAGACACACAGGCGCACGGCGGGGUGGUCACCAAGGAGACACUUCCGGUGCUGGUGGCGGAAACGCUGGCGGCGCUUGGUCUACAUGGUAUGAACAUAGACACCGUCGAUAUCUUCCUGGCCGGUCACGGAAAAGCAGGACCAAUAGUUACAAGUUACGUGCACAGCGCUCCUGAACUGUUCCGUGGCGUUAUUCUGUUCGGCUCUUACUUCAAAAAGGGCUACAAGGCUUCAACGUUUCCGCUUCCGGUACUCAUACUGUCAGGUGACCUGGACGGGAUCUCGCGCAUUACGAGAGUUGCCGACAACUACCAAGAUCUGCGCCAGGAUGCUGUGUUCGAUCCCGACAUCAUCGUGCAGAGUCCCCUCAUCAUCCUGGACGGCUACAACCACGGCGUGUUCUCGUCGGGCGAGCUGCCGGGGGCCAUGCAGCAGCUGGACAUCGACUCGGAGCAGUACAUCGACGACGGCCACACCAUCAUCACCAACUUCACCAUGAUGUUCAUCGCUAACACACUACAGCUGCCCGAGUCACCGCUUGAGAAGAUCCGAACCACAUUCCGUGAGGAGAUUCGCAAAGCUGGAAAACUGAUGAAGGUGAUUCUAGAGGUAAAGGCGCUGACACACAACGAUAAGUUCGAGUCGUAUUUCGUGAGAACCACUCAGAAAUGGCUUUCUGGACUCCGGGGAGAAGAGUCACAACUCCUGCGUGUGGAGGGUUUCAUUGUAGGAGACGCCACCGACAUUCCCCCGACACUGAUGCAAGAGAGAGAGGAGACAUCUGUCGUCAGUUUUGCCGAUAUCACAUGGUCUAACAGUGGCGAUAUGGAACAGCCUCACGCUCCUGUCGAGAUUGCUGCCCGAAUGCUAGGUCCGGACCGAAUUCGAGCGGCACUUUCCAACAUCACUGUUACAAAAUACUAUACUUGUAAAGAUUUCAAUUAUGCAUCGUUCAUGACAGCUUACCACAAAUCGCACAAACUUGCACAAGAUCGGUUUGACCGGAAACACCGAGGAGUUAUUUUCCAUGAUGACCUACUGACCCAGUCCGACAAGGCGUGGGAAGGGAGUCGUCUGCUGGUGGACACUGUGGGUCACGAGCUGCACGUGACGGGCGUGUCGUACAAGACCCCGAACAGCGCGGCGCUGGGGAAACGUGCGGGCCUAUUCUACUGCAAGAUGUUACCCCCUGACAGAGCCAUGGAGUGGAUCUACGUGGACUCAUUGAGACGCAACAUGCCCGUCAAGUGAACAGUUAUGCUAGGAUCAGACUGCCAACUGCCACGACAAGGUUGGCCAACUUUCUGCUCUCACGCGACUUUUACGACCUUUCUGUUGCCAGUCUGAGCGCUCUUAUAACUCGAUUUUCGUCGUAUGCAACCCCUACGACCGAUGAGUUGUUAAUCUGAACGCAACGGGAGUUCAGGAAACUACAAAUCAAUCGUUGAGUUGACCAACGUCGUCGUGACAGUUGACAGUUUGACCCUAUCGAUAUGCUAGGCUCGGAUUGACAAUUGACAGCUUGGGUCUAACAUAACAGAAAACAAAACCCAACAGAAAUGGUCAGAGUGCUGAUGGAACUAGAUGGAGAAAAAAAGGUAGAAAAAAAGAAUGAACUUUAAAAAUUUGUAAGAAUGUACAUUGGAUGGAGCACAGACAAGAAACGUGUGUGUCGAGUGCUACAUGGAAAACAUGUAAUAAAAUGGUGUUAUGCUAGUAUUGUGGUAGAACUGGAUGACAAAUAUGAAGAAAAUCUUUAAGUGGAAUUUGUUAGAACAUGCAAGAGAGUUAACAGCCAACAUAUAUAAACGUUUCGAAUGUGCAAGGAAAGUCUACAAGAGGGCAGGGAUACAGCGAAAGUAAAAGGGUGGGUUAUGUGAUAAGACAGGAUAGUAAACGAACACCAAUUCGAAAAAAUAAGAGUCCAUAAAGUGGACCACACAAGUACUAGAGGGUAUUAAUAAAAUGUAACUAAUGGUGAUGUAUAUAGUGAGAAAUAGGAACGAAAGCUGAAGCACCAGUUGAAAUUGAUGUUUGGUAGUGAGAGAGUUCUAAUAUAAGGAGACACUUACAAGAAAUGACGAUGACCGUGUUAUUUACAGGGCCGUACCCUGGUCAAAAUCCAGGGGGGGGGGAGGGGGGGGGGGGGGUCAGGGGGCGACUACUUUUUAUAAACAAAUGAAACACUAUACAAAUUAAACCCUGAGAUAUGUAUGCUAUUUUCUGGACAAUAAAAAAAAAAGAGAUUCUAAGGCGGGCAACUGCCUCUCCGGAGGAUACGGCCCUGAUUUAUGAUUUCUUAGUAACCCGAUGCAUUGGUCAAGGAACGGCGAAGAUGAGAUAGGUGUUUAGAAUGUUGAGGAGUUGUGGGUCUCAGAAGUCAAACGUUAUUGUUGAUAUUAACUUAGUAGUAUGCUCAGGAAUAAUGUUGCCAUGCAGUUCCGUAUGGCUGUACUUUCACUAUGUGCAGAAACCCGUCUAAAGGUGACGCCACACGAUGCGAGUGUCUCGUACGAGAAUAGGCGAUUGUGACAAAAUAAACAUUACGAUUUCAUCCGAAUGAUAUGUUGCUAAAAUGUGUUUUGUUUAACGACACCACUAGAGCACAUUAAUUUAUUAAUCAUCGGCUAUAUGAUGUCACUUUCGCACACGCACACAUUCACAUACACGCGCGCGCGCGCACUUCAAUUCUUUAUUUACCUAGAGCUUUACAGCUCAUGGAUACAAAAAACCACAUACCUUACAUACAAUGAUUGCACAAUAUAGUGUAGUGCAGGAGAAUACAAUAUAAAACAUACACAUAUAAAUACACACACAUAUAUGCAUAUAUACAUACAUAUACAUAUACAUAUUAAUCAAUCUAACUAAUCAUACUAUAUAUAAAGUGGCGAUAGUUAAACUACUAUUGUGAUAGUAUUGCAAUAGUGAUAGUAUUGUGAAUCCUUACAAUCGCUUGAUAACAGUACUAUAAAUAGAUAUUUCGCAAAACCAUUUACUUCAAUCUUCCAAUAUAUAUGUAUGUGUUUGUGUGUGUGUGUGUGUUUGUACUUAGUUAUUUGUAAUAAUGACACAAUGUAGUAAAAUGAUAUUUAAUAAAUUUAUAAUAUAAAGACCCCACAUUGUUGUUGUUAUGCUUUAUUUCCUAUGGUGUCCAAUGUCUUUGCAGAAAGAUCAACUUUAUUAUUAGACUAUUUAUGGUUUCGAAGGUUUCUGCAGAAUUUUUUUAAUUUUUAUGGUUUCCAAUGUUUGUGUAGAAAAAUUAACGUGACCACGUGUUUUGACUUUAAUUGCGAUCGCUGCAGUGACAAUAUCGCCAGCUGUUGAAAACACUAUCUGAGGGCGCCGACGUAGUAGGGACGCAGAGGUACGUCUUUGCAAUAUGGAUAACAAUGAAUAUCUUUGACUAGUUUUACUCCACAAGAUCAAAGGAUUUCACUAUUCAUACUAUCGAAACUAUCAAUAGUGGAGCAAACAAUAAUUGCGAUAUUUAUUGAUAGUUGAAUUAACUAUCGAUGCAUUGCUAUCGAGACACUAACUAUCGCAAUAUAUCGAUAGUUCGAUGUAUUGUUACACCACUAUCAAAUAUAUAUUUACUAAGUUGAUUUAAUUCUUUAAUAGUUUUAACACUGAAUAACAAGAUAAGUUUAUAGGCUGACGGUAUUUUCCAGUAAAACUGUUUGAUAUAUUUACUGUCAUUCUAACAAAAAAUUAUAUUCAUCCUCAACUUUAUUCAGAUUACACUAAAUACAAGUUCUUUCUGUUCUUUCUAUAUUUCUAUACCUUCCCGCCCCACAGCCAAGACGUGUGCUGAUAAUCGUAAUUUAGUUAACAAUAUGCGCUUUUGUUAGGAAUAUAUUUUUGUAAAUAAUACUGUAAACACAAGUUAUCAACAACAAAAUAUAAAAAUAUGUCACAGCUGAAAACUAUAUUUGUUAUUUUUUUGGUGUUCAGUAUAACUGAAGUAUUUAAUUCAUUAUCGUCUACGAAUAUGUGUUCAUUUUGUGUUAAAUUUGUCCGUUUCACAGUGUUUUAACAUAAUGCUCUCUGACCCCUAACAUCUGAUUAUGAAAUACACAUUUAUAUAAUUAAACGUUGGUGCUAUAAAUGUUUUGUUUACUAUUCGUGUUGCUUAGUAACGAUUUGUUUACUAUUCGUGUUGCUUAAUAACGAUUUUCAACAUAGUUUUGAAAGUAUUAUGUUUAGUUUUGAUAUAUUCUACUAUCAUGUCUGAUGUGAAGUUGAUGUUAUGAUGGUCAUACAUACUGUAUGUACGAUAUAUAAUAAACAUUGUAUAAUAAA